Messenger RNA from Aplysia californica (California sea hare), 4138 nucleotides. RefSeq lists its product as uncharacterized. NCBI's taxonomy places the organism in Eukaryota, Metazoa, Mollusca, Gastropoda, Aplysiida, Aplysiidae. Gene Ontology annotation, molecular function: protein binding. The record is from RefSeq and is a predicted model, not a curated record.
AGGAUAUUGUGUUGGACGGUCUUGGGACAAAAUCAUGGACGUGCGGACGUGGGGCCAACUAGAUUCUAGAAUCUAGACCUACUUGUCUGCAGUUCGGCACGGGAUUUUAAUUUAGGCUUAGUGUCUCAAUUUUGUUUGUGUUAAACAGCGACAGAGAAACAACCCUACUGAAAUCGAGGACAAGAGCAUGAUGAAUUACACCUAAGUGGAAGAAUGAUGAUGAUUGAGACAUUUUGUGACAGGAUGUGGCUGUGUUUGUUCGUCGCCCUCCUCUCUGGACUCGGAGUUGAAGGAUUUUUUAUGAACGCAAUUUCAGCCACUGAUAAACCACGUAAAGGUCCCCUGAAGAAUGUGACCAACAUUACCACGGUAAUGGAUACGGUCAGCAGUACGUUGACCGUCUCGUGGAAGCCCGGGGAAACUUAUCUCAAGGACAGCGAGGUUAAGACGCUGGUGGACUGGAGCCCCCAAGCAAAACCUGACUCGAGCCCUGGGAAUGAGUGCACCCCUCAGAGCAGCACCUCCUGUAACGUCACGUUGAACGGCCAAAGCAUUCUCUACCUGCGGUUCAACGUAACGCUGGACAAACUGAACAAACGGCCACAUGCCCGAGAUCUCAAUUCUUCGCUUGACCCUUGGGCAGUGAGUGAGAUCAGGCUGAAGCCCUACGAUCAUAUUCAACCUCAGCAGCCGUCACGUUUCCACAGCGCGUGGGAGAACAGCACGUGUGUGGGUCUGGCGUGGGUGGAGGACCCGUACUUCCUCAACAACAAGUCUGCAUCACUCUACAGAGUGUCGGGGAAGAGGAAGGAGGACCAAGACAUGCAGACGCUGGUGCCGGAAAUGGAGCGGGCGUACAGCGGCGAUGUGGCGCGCGCGACUCUCUGCGGCCUCUUGCCCUACUCUGAGUACACCCUGAGGCUGAGCGUGAAGCCGAUUGGUUCGGGCUACUGGAGCACCGAGGCGGAAGUGCGCACGCAGACGGAGGAAGACAUUCCUCUUCGGGGCCCUCCUAUCGAGUCGAACAGCUUCCUCAGUGAGCCAUGUGACCCGGUCUCCAACACUAGACAAGUGCGCCUGUACUGGAAAACGAUGGCGAAAGACGUGGUGCGAGGGGAGCUGACCCAAUAUGUGGUGGAGAUUCCGGCUUUGGACCGGUCGAUCCCUGCAGGCCCUGGGGUCAACUUCCUGGAUGCAGACGACCUGCCCUGCGCCCAGAGUGUGUCGGUCGCCAUCUUCGCCAGGAAUAACAAGAGCAUCUCUUUGAAAUCGUCCAUCUUUGAGGUUCCGGCUGAUGGCGAGGAACUGGCUAUACCUGAGAAUUUUGACGUGCGGGUCGAGAAAGAAAUCCUGGAGAAAGAGAACCGGAGCACCGGCCAGGUGCAGGAUUUGAAUGUGUCCUGGAGACCUUUGGACACUGCGGGCGCCAAGCUGCGUUUUUACUUCUGCGAGAAGAGUGGCCCGAAAACUUGUUUUGAAGACUUUGGGUCUGAGAGUGCGAACGCGUCGGCCGGGUCGAUGCGGGUGAAGCGUGUCGACUCCAAGGUCAACCUGUUUGGGUACGCCCUGGAAGAUGGAGGCGGACGAGUGCGGGGUGUGGUCUGGACCGGCUGUGUCGCUGACUUGGGAGAAGAGACGGACCAGGGUUUGCCAGUUUGGGCUUUCGUGUUGCUGGUUGUGGGAAUCUUGGCUUUGAUCGUCGUAGCCUGGUGUUGUUGGCGAUACUUUAGACGGAAACAGCAUUUUUCAAAGCUAAGAAAAGCUGAGGAUUUUAAUAUCAUGGGUGAUGCCCAAGAAAAUCCAAAGUAUACGCAGCAAGUGAGCAGCGAGAGUGGGGUCUUCUCUGGCAGCUCAGGCAGCAAAGGUUCGAACCAGAUCCCAGUGCCACCUCAGACCAGCCCUCCGAGCAUCCUGCUCUCUUUGCGAGUGGACAAAGACCAGCUUCCCUCGCCCACCCGGUCCAUGGGCGGGAUCUCGGAGACACCGCUGCUGGCCACACCGUCGAGCGAGGACCCCCGCACAGACACAACGGACGUCAGCUCUUGGGAGGGUUUGUCCUCGGCUGCCCGUGCUGCUGCUCCUGCCUCUUCCUUCCCCUCCUCCCCCUCCUCUCCCUCCUCCCCCUCCUCUCUGGCGGGGGCUGUCCCUAGCCUGGAUCAUCACCCUAGCCGUAGUCACGCGACUACCGUUCCCCCGAGGGGGCCGUUGGCGAGUGGUCACAUGACUACCGUUCCCUCCAAGGGGGCAUCGGCGGCCACUGGUAUGGACCGACGUAAGAACGAGUUGGAGGACGUUGCGGAGCACCAGAGUUCAAAUCCCAGUUGGGGAGGAGGAGGAUCCCAGUCUGCCAGUUCGAGUGGGGAGCCCAGGAGUCUGGACUACGUGGACCACAGAGCCACCUCGACCAGAGGGGGGCACGCUCACUCGCGCGAGUCGCUCUCCCUGGCUCGGAACGAGAACUGGAGGAAUGAGUGGAAAGGUCCAUCAAGAAAUCUCGACGGUGGUUUAGCUGGCCGUGUAGGCAGAGAUGGAAGCCCUUUGGAUUCGGGCAGCUCGCGGUCUACCGAUCUGUCGGACGAGAAAUCCUUGGGAGAAGUGACGGGCAAUUUGCCGGAAGAUCGUAAUGGAUAUGUGGAGAGCGGUGCCCUGUCUGGCGAGAGAUCUCCGCUGUCUGCCGAUUGGCCAGCUCCGAACAUUGGCCUGGAUGGGAGCAGGUGUCUCGGCAAGAGCAAUAACUCUAUCGCAGGAAAUGAAGGCCAGACGCAGGCACUCUUGGAAGAUGGCGGAAAGGCGAAGGGCAGUGGCAGCGGCAAUGGCAGUUCCACAUCGGGCAGUGAUGGGAGCCUGGAGGCUUACAGUGAAAUCUUACCUGACACCCUGCGUGGCACCGACGUCAGACAUGACACUGACGUCCAACCUGGCGCUGACAACAGUAGCCUCAUACGGGAGCCCCCUGACCCCAUCUCUCUCCUGACCGGCGACCCACCCCGUGCCCCUCGCGUCGCUGCCGAAGUGGAGGUGGCGGAGGAGGAAGUGGACGAAGGCUUCCUGUCGUCCAGCGUGCAAGACGACCACCCGCCACCCUCGUUUCCCAACGUCUUCUACGUGGUGGGCCAGCCGACCAAUUUCCCUCCUGGUGUGAUGGAAACGUGUAGAGGAAACGACGCGUCUAGCCUGGUGUGUCCCGCGAGUUUUGCCGCUAAAGCUCCGCUUUCUACUGGCGGGGGCAAAGUCGGAGAAGAUUUAUCUCACGCAGACAUCGAUAGUGGCAACAGCAACAACAGUGGCGGAGGUGGCGGUUUCACGUCAGAUUACGUACAGAGCUCCCAUUGUCUUCCUGUUACCAGUUUGUCUUCCAACAGGGUCGGCUCGGGAUACUUCCAAUCUGAGGACCUUCCCGGUAGGCGGACUUCCUCGAAACCCCAGAAUUUCGCCACUACCUCUGCCGCUUUGGCCCCCCCUCACGGUUCAGAAAUGAUUCCGCUUCAAGCUUUAGAAGAUGUCCCACAGGGUCAGGCCGCGGUUCCCAAACCGUGGGGACAGGGUGAAGGUCGUGCUGGUGAGGGUCACCAUGAAGCAGGUCAUGGAGGUGGUGGGGUGGAUAGCGAGCCUGGCGCAUUGAGCGUGUGGCCUCCGACAGACUAUUUGUCGUAUCAGUCGGCAGUCGGCGGGGACGUAAGGGGGACAAGCGCUGACACUAUGCGGGGCGCAGUUAGUCCUCAGGAAGCUCAACCGCUGGAUGGUGGAGAGAUCAGCGACGACUACAAACAAGUCUCAUUUUUGGAGACCGGUGGUGAACAGGCUAAUACUAGAGAGGUCGAUGGUGACUACAAACAAGUCUCUUUUUUGGAGACUGGUGGUGAACAGGCUAAUAAUAGAGAAGUCGAUGGUGAACAGGCGAAUAGAGAGGUCUUGGCUAAUAACCAAGAUCCCUCGCUGUUGGGAGCUGAUGAUGGCUACAAAGACGCCUCUUUUUUACAGGGCAAAAGCGAGUGUUAAGAGGUUUUAAUUUUUGCAAAUGACCAUCGUUCACAGAUCUGAUUAAUUUGCAGAGUAAUCGGCAAUUUUUAGAGAAAUGAUUAUGUUUGUUUUAAUUGCCAGUGUUUAAGGGUCCCUGGGGCAGUGCCACUGACUGUAG